AUGAUUUUAAGGGACAUCUGUUCUGCAAAUGAAGAUUGCACCGCUCCACGUCGCCGAACAAUCUACAACUGUCCUCUUCUUCGUCGAUACUAUCUUAAACAUCCAUCCAAAUACUCUAUUCUUGGUAUUUUGAGUGCUACUAUAACUAUUCAGAGACUCUGGAGAUUGAUCUCAAAGGGUCUUUGUCAGAGGUGUCCAGUAGUUAAUCAAGAUACGAAUAUAUCAAAGCUUGAGGCUGUCCCAGAAUCACGUCAGGUCCGCAUUUCCCUUAUUGCAAAAUUUAUAGCACAGUUUGAGGCCAGAGAGCAAGUUCAGGUCAUAGCUCUCAGCAGGGAUGCUCGUGCCCAAGAGUUUUCUCUUUUCUGUGCCACUCGUAUUCAGCAAGCAUUCAGGCUAAAGCGCGCUCGUAUCUAUCGGGCAUUCCACAUUUAUCCUAUCUACAAGAUUGCGGCUUCCUGCAUCCUGUUUCAUUUCCAAACCAUGAAAGGGCAAGGCCAGACUGGGGCAGCACGCUGGGCCGCAAGAGUGAUUCAAAGUAGAUAUCGCGGCAAUCUUUAUCGACGCGUGUUUCUCCACCUGCAAGCACACAUUGCCGAGAUAACAAGGCAGACUAGCUCAUCACCCAUGCAGCUUUUGAGGAACCUUGACCCCACCGGAGCUCGCAAUCUAGAGGCAUUGGCUGAGGACUUUGUUAUUCGCUUUCGGCUUGGCACCCCAGACAAUGCACCAUGGCCACCACGGCUCUACUGGAAGGUUUUCCUAAAGAAUCAGCAUGUCUGUGAUGUAUCUAUAACGGCUCCACGCAACUAUUCUGUUGAGCAGGAGACAGGAGUCGUCGAUAAGCGCCUCUGGUAUCAUCGCAUAACGAACAAUCCGUGGCGCCUCAUAGAUCCUUCAAUAACUGAUAGCAUAGUUCAGUCCUCGGCUGCAGUGAUGCGUCCAGUCUUCCAUUCUAGGGGAGAGCUCGAGAAACUCCGACGUGCAAAACGCCUUGCUUGGAUGAGAGAGAUGCGGAAGAUCUCAAUACUCAGGGAUAUGGGACUUGAUGACCUAGAGCAGAUUGCCAGCUCUGCGCUCCAGCACGACCCAUCCCUCAGAACGACAUGUAGCAUUCUCUUGGACGACACCCCAACGAGUCUUGAAAAGCUUUCGCAGAGUGUUCAGAGCUAUGCUACCUCUGUGAACGAUGAGAGUGUUGAUGAUCUACUCCGGUGGUCUGGGACCCUUGACUACGAUAAAUACUCAGAUGACUGGCUGGCUACCGGGGUUACAAUUACUCAGCGAGAGAUGAAUAACAGCUCUUCGUUAGAAAGCUCCAAGCUAUCUGUUCUUGGCAUUCCAGGCCACCGUCCAGGUGCACCCCUGCGCUACUCAGCCAGUGUUCUCAAUACCACUCUCCAACGAAUUCAGGAGAGACAAGGGCCAGAGCCACAGUAG
Giardia duodenalis is the source of this 1437-nucleotide messenger RNA. RefSeq lists its product as uncharacterized. The record is from RefSeq and is a predicted model, not a curated record. The transcript has a single exon. Gene Ontology annotation, molecular function: protein binding. Lineage: Eukaryota; Fornicata; Diplomonadida; Hexamitidae. The coding region runs from base 1 to 1437 and encodes 478 amino acids.